AUGUUUGCGACGCUGACCGCCUUCAACCAGGGACAUGUCCUGACAAUCGCAGCCUCGUUCAGUUCCAUUUCUCUCGUCUACAUGACGGACAUCACUAUGGCACAAAUGGCAUGGGCCCUACGCUCCAGGAGUCAGAUAUCUCUGUCAACCGAUCGUAUCGUGAACUUCUGCAUCGAAGAAGAGAAAGAGGAGAAAAAACUCUGUGACGACGACGACCAAGUAUGCCAAAGAAAAGGGGAAGUCAUCAUGAGCAACUGCUCCUUAUCCUGGAGCAAACAUAAAAACAACGGAGCGGGGCUGAGCAACGUCGACCUGCGCGUCAGUCCCGGAUCGCUGGUGGGCGUGGUUGGCUUCGUGGGCAGUGGCAAGUCGUCGCUCCUCGCCGGAAUACUGGGGGACAUGCACGUCUACGUGGGCGCUGUCAAGUGCACGGGCCGAGUGGCCUACGUUCCACAGACGGCCAACGUGCACAAUAUGAGUGUGCGAGACAACGUCUUGUAUGGCAAAUCCAUGAAUGGCGGGGACUACGCACGUGUGCUACAGGCAUGCCAACUGUAUGAGGACAUUAGCACGUUUCCCGCCGGCGACCUCACAGAAGUUGGAGAAAAGGGCGAGACGCUGAGUGGCGGGCAGAAGCAGAGGAUCAACCUGGCCCGGGCUGCCUACCACCAGGCAGACAUCUACCUACUCGACGAUCCUCUGAGCGCUCUGGACGCCGUCGUCGCCAAGAAGGUUUUCAAGGAAGUGAUCGGCAAAAAGGGCAUCCUCAGGAGCCAGACUCGGAUUAUUGCGUGCAACCAGGGGUCAUUUCUAAGACAAAUGGACAAGCUGGUCCUGGUUCACAACACGGGCAUCACAGUUUAUGACAACCUAAAGGAUCUGCUCAAUGACUCGAGGACUCCAGAAACACUUCGGCACGGAUCCGUGUCAACGAGCCCUAAUAACAAACGAAACAAAGAGAUGUAA
Messenger RNA from Ixodes scapularis (black-legged tick), 966 nucleotides. RefSeq names its product multidrug resistance-associated protein 1-like. Gene Ontology annotation, cellular component: membrane. The record is from RefSeq and is a predicted model, not a curated record. The transcript has 6 exons. Gene Ontology annotation, molecular function: ATPase-coupled transmembrane transporter activity; ATP hydrolysis activity; ATP binding. Lineage: Eukaryota; Metazoa; Arthropoda; Arachnida; Ixodida; Ixodidae. Bases 1 to 966 code for a protein of 321 amino acids. Gene Ontology annotation, biological process: transmembrane transport.